AUGAGUUUCAUUCAGCGCAUUACCAAACGGCUGCCCAGUGCGCCUAGCCUCCCCUUAGAAGAUAUCUCCCGCGAAAAGGGCCACGGUUCGCCGCGCAAAAUCAGCGAAAAGCACGACAAAGUCUUCGCCACCGGCUGUAUGCCCAUCGAUGCCGCCGAAAUUGCGAAAGCCCCUCGUGCCAACGCUGCCUUUGUCGUUCUUGCGAGAAACAAGGAGCUGGAAGGUGUUAUCCAGUCUCUCAAGUCGAUCGAGCGUCACUUCAACCGCUGGUGGCACUAUCCUUACGUCUUUCUGAACGAUGGUGAUUUCGAUGAUGAUUUCAAGGCCACCGUGAUGAACUACACCAGUGCCCCCGUGGAAUUCGGCAAGAUCGAUAACUCCAUGUGGGGUUAUCCCGACUGGGUCGACGAAGAGGUCGCCAAGGAAGGAAUUCGGAAACAGGGUGAUGCCGCUAUUAUGUACGGUGGCAUGGAGAGUUAUCACCACAUGUGCCGUUUCUACUCCGGACACUUCUACAAGCACCCCCUCCUGAUGAAAUACGAAUGGUACUGGCGCCUGGAGCCCGAGAUUAAGUAUUUCUGUGACAUUACAUAUGAUCCCUUCCUCAAGAUGAUUGAGGCCAACAAGACGUACGGUUUCACCAUUGCUGUAAAGGAACUUCGCGAAACUGUUCCGAACAUUUUCCGUUACGCGUCAGCCUACAAGCGCAAUAAAAACCUGCCGUCCAAGGGCUUGUGGGAGAUGUUCUUGGAGCGUCCGGAAGAGCCCGCCGAGCCAGAGGCAGAGAAGCAAGAUAAAUUGCCUGAAGAAAUUCUUCAAAGUGAAGUCGGUGACAAUGGUCUUGAUGACAUUGACCCUGAGGCGAUGGAGGGUGAGAGCUACAACAUGUGUCAUUUCUGGAGUAACUUCGAGAUUGCCCGCCUGGAUUGGUUCCGCAGCAAGGAAUAUGAAGAUUUCUUCCAGAUGAUGGACCGCAGUGGAGGGUUCUGGAAUGAGCGUUGGGGUGAUGCACCGAUCCACUCCCUUGCAGCUGGUGCUCUUCUCGGUGUCAAGGAUAUUCACUACUUCCGCGACUUCGGAUACCGACACACCACCAUUCAACACUGCCCCGCCAAUGCUCCCGCGCGGCAAUUGCCCCGCGAACCCUACCUUGAGAGGACCACAGACGAUGAGAAAAAGCGGAUUGAAGAGGAUGAGUACUGGGCUACACCUGACCCGGUCAAGGAGAAUGGUGUUGGAUGCCGAUGCCGCUGCGAUACCGACAUUGUCGAUGUCGAAGGCAAGCAGGGCAGCUGCUUGUCCGAAUGGGUCGAGGUCGCCGGUGGUUGGGCCUCGCCGUAA
Molecule: messenger RNA, 1341 nt
Organism: Penicillium maclennaniae
Lineage: Eukaryota; Fungi; Ascomycota; Eurotiomycetes; Eurotiales; Aspergillaceae
Product: glycosyltransferase family 15 protein
Exons: 4
Coding region: 1-1341 (446 amino acids)
Biological process (GO): protein N-linked glycosylation; cell wall mannoprotein biosynthetic process
Cellular component (GO): Golgi apparatus; membrane
Molecular function (GO): alpha-1,2-mannosyltransferase activity
Source: RefSeq, a predicted model, not a curated record